Molecule: messenger RNA, 834 nt
Organism: Colletotrichum chrysophilum
Lineage: Eukaryota; Fungi; Ascomycota; Sordariomycetes; Glomerellales; Glomerellaceae
Exons: 1
Coding region: 1-834 (277 amino acids)
Molecular function (GO): oxidoreductase activity
Source: RefSeq, a predicted model, not a curated record
AUGUCUCCAAACCGCCCCGUUCUUGCCGUCAUUGGCGCCGGCAGCAUGGGCGUUGCCAUUGCCCGUCGGCUCGGUCCGUCCCACCACAUCCUUAUUUCCGACUUUUCCCCUGCAACCCUCUCAAACGCCGAAGACUCGCUCCGCUCUGCCGGUCACUCAUUUACGGCCCAGUCAAUCGACGUUUCGAAAAAAGAAUUUGUAGCAUCUUUCACGGAGGCUGCAGCCAAGCUAGGUCCCAUUCAGACUGUUGUGGUGACAGCGGGUGUGUCCAACGCAGCCAAUAACGCCGAGUUGAUUUACAACACGAAUCUCCUUGGCGUUGCCUUCAUCAUAGACUCAUUUCAGCCAUUGAUGGCUCCGGGCGGCUCUUUGACUGUGAUAGCCUCCAUGGCAGGUCACAUGAAGAAGCCGAACUCCGCUCUGGACGACCACUUCGCAACUGCCUCUGCUACCGAACUCCUCAACCAUGCAGACAUCAACCUUGCCGGAGACCCAGGCGACGCUUACUCCAUUUCAAAAAGAGGCUGCAUAGUUCGCGUUCGCCAUGCUGCAAUUGCUUGGGGCCGUCAAGGAAAUCGGAUCAACACCGUCAGCCCCGGUGUCACCAUGACCCCAAUGAUCGCCGAGGUGAUGCAGUCAGCCGCGGGAUCGAUGUUGGAGGGCAUAAUCAAAGGCGUUCCUCUUGGCCGUAUCGGUACGCCUGACGACAUUGCCGGUGCUGUUGCCUUUUUUGCGGGCCCGGAUGCCACGUAUGUCAACGGAGCGGAUUUGCUGGUGGACGGAGGCUCGCGGGCGACUCACCGGUGGCCCGGCACCGAAGCGGGGGCCGAAUAA